Messenger RNA from Chaetomium globosum CBS 148.51, 1296 nucleotides. RefSeq lists its product as uncharacterized. The transcript has a single exon. Gene Ontology annotation, molecular function: O-methyltransferase activity. The coding region runs from base 1 to 1296 and encodes 431 amino acids. NCBI's taxonomy places the organism in Eukaryota, Fungi, Ascomycota, Sordariomycetes, Sordariales, Chaetomiaceae. The record is from RefSeq and is a predicted model, not a curated record.
AUGCCUUCACCCACCUCCCUUCUCUCGGAGCUCGCAGAGGAGAUAUCCCGCAACACAUCAAUAAUCGUCGAACGCCUCAAGUCUGGCGGCCUUCCCCAGCCAUCCUUCGACGCAGAUGGCCCUUCCCAUCCCAUACCCGAAGCAGAUGAGGAACUAUCGGCAGCAAGGCACGCACUGAUAGAGGCAUCAAAGGCGCUCCAUACAUUGGCCGUUGGACCAAGCGAAACUACUCGCCUUUUCUACUUCAAGGAUAUCUAUUUUGUUGGCGCAAUGCAGGUCCUUUGCCACUUCAAUGUGCCGCAGCAGGUCCCCAUAUCUGGCGAGAUUGGCAUCCAUGAACUAUCGGUCAAGACGGGACUCGACAGGGGGUUGCUGGUGCGGUUUUUGCGGAUAGCAGCCGCAAAUUACUACUUUACUGAACCCCGGCGGGGGUUUUUUGCCCACACGGCCUGGUCCAAAACUUUGGCCAUUGAUCCGAAGAUGAGGGCAUGUGUGUGGUUUCGGCACUCCGAAAUGAUGCCUUCUGUGGCCAAACUUGUUGAAGCAGUAGAAAUGCACACGGGUUCGGCCGAGGCUGCCGAGCCCCGGAACGCAGCUUUCAGUUUGGCAUUCGGAGAUUCUUUCUUCGAUUAUAAGGAAAAGCACCCGGACCAUAUGAUUAAGUUUGGUCACUUUGUGGAUGCCUUCGCCGGCGGUAUCGAAGCUGAUACAGCUGAGUCUAUUGCUCGCGCUUACGCAUGGGAGACGCUGCCGGCAAACUCACUCGUUGUUGACGUUGGCGGUGGUAUAGGGCAUAUUUCCACGGCCGUUGCGCAGAAACACGCCCACCUGAGCUUCCAGGUUCAGGAUUUCGGCGAUUUGGUCGAAGAAUCCGGCACACUCCAACAAUCAGCGGGUGUAUCUGACCGAGUCCAUUUCUGCCCACACAGCUUUUUCGAACCGCAGCCCGAAACAUGCAGAAAGGCGGCUGUUUACUUCCUCCGAAACAUCAUGCACAAUUGGCCCGACCUGUACUGCCGACGGAUACUCGAACCGAUUGUCGAGGCCAUGGGACCGGAUAGCCGCCUCCUUAUUUGCGACAUUGUUUUACCGGAACCCAACACGAUGCCCAAGACACAGGAGGCCCAAGUUCGUGCAUUGGACAUAGUCAUGUUGUCCAUGUUCAAUGCUCAGGAGCGAUCAUACGAAGACUGGCAGGAAUUGCUUACUAGCGUCGAUUCCAGGCUUAGGAUCACGGCGGUGGUUGGGAGGCCAAAGCUGGGGAUAGACAACCUCAUCGAAGCACGGUUGAUGUAG